Vanrija pseudolonga is the source of this 1824-nucleotide messenger RNA. It is a transcript of the gene lcb1, whose product is annotated as Serine palmitoyltransferase 1. The record is from RefSeq and is a predicted model, not a curated record. Gene Ontology annotation, cellular component: endoplasmic reticulum. The coding region runs from base 100 to 1677 and encodes 525 amino acids. Gene Ontology annotation, molecular function: pyridoxal phosphate binding; serine C-palmitoyltransferase activity. NCBI's taxonomy places the organism in Eukaryota, Fungi, Basidiomycota, Tremellomycetes, Trichosporonales, Trichosporonaceae. The transcript has 4 exons. Gene Ontology annotation, biological process: sphingosine biosynthetic process; ceramide biosynthetic process.
UGCUCUCUUACCCAACCCCCCACCUCCUUCACGUCGACGGCGGACUGGCGACCGACCCACACCCUCUCAAGCAGCCCUCCUCGACACACACAUAGCAUCAUGGCAUCGCAAUCCACACCCACCGACAUCUCCCCCGUCCUCAUCCCAAUCAUCUCAUUCCUCUCCUCCACCCUCGAGUUUGUUGUCGACGCAUUCCAUCGGAUCCCCGGCUCGCCCAUCCUCGUCCGCUAUGUCAAGUCGUCUUACCAGGAUGACCCGUGGCGCUCAGCCCUCGAGCUGCUGCUGUUUGCCUAUGCACUCCGCACCGUGCUGAUGGGACGGACGCGCGGCGAAGGCGAGGGCGGAAAGCUCAAGCUCAGUGAGAAGGAAAUCGACGAGCUCAUCGACGAGUGGCAGCCCACGCCUCUCGUGGCGCCAUUGACCAACAUUGAGCGCGGCACCCUCGCGUCCGUCCCCGUCGUCUACGGCCAGAACGGCACCCACGUCAAGCUCUCCCCCAACGGCAAGCCCGUCCUCAACCUCGCCGUGUAUGACUGGCUCGGAUUCGUCGAGAACGACCACAUCAAGGAUGUGGCCAUCAAGACCCUCAGGGAGUACGGAGUGGGCUCGUGCGGACCCAUGGGCUUUUACGGGACCAUUGACGUGCAUACUCAGUUUGAGCGUGACCUUGCAGAGUUUCUCGACAUGGAGUCGGCCAUCAUCUACGCCCAGUCGUUCUCGGCCGUGUCGUCGGUUAUUCCUGCCUUUGCCAAGCGUGGUGACAUUAUCGUCGCCGACCGCGGUGUCAACUUUGCCAUUCACAAGGGUCUCCAGCUGUCGCGCUCCCAGAUCCGCUGGUAUGCCCACGGUGACAUGAAGGACCUCGAGCGUGUGCUGGCCCUUGUCGACCGCGAGAUCAAGCGCAAGCGUGGCAAGCUCACCAAGCGUUUCAUUGUGACCGAGGGUAUCUUUGAGAACGACGGUAUGAUGGCGGACCUUCCCAAGAUUAUGGAGCUCAAGUACAAGUACAAGUACCGCCUCAUCCUCGACGAGUCCAUGUCGUUUGGUAUGGUUGGCCAGCACGGUCGCGGUCUCACCGAGCACUACGGUAUCCCUGGCUCCGAGGUCGACAUCCUCGUCGGCUCCAUGGCCAACAGCCUGGGCGCCGGUGGUGGUUUCUGCGCUGGCUCGUACGUUGUCACCAACCACCAGCGCAUCAACUCUGCCGCGUCCGUCUUCUCCGCCGCCCUUCCCGCCAUGCACGCCACCGUCUCUUCGGCCGCUACAGCCUUGAUGGCCUCGCAACCCAAGCUCCUCUCCGACCUCCACAACAACAUUCAGGCUUUCAGGCAGCAGCUGAGCAAGAUUGAGCCUGUGCCCUCGACUCCUGGCGGCCCAGACAACAAGGACGCUCUCAUCUCCAUCCCCUCGGACGAGCAGUCGGCUCUUAUCCACAUCUUCCUACUCAACCCACCACCUUCGCUCGAGGCCGAGGAGACUCUCCUGCAAGAGAUUGUGGAUGAGACGCUCGCAAACGGCGUGCUGGUCACGCGCGCGCGCCGACUGCGUGGACAGGAGGUGUUUGACCCAGAGCCGAGUCUCAAGGUGUCGCUGAGCGCCAACAUGACGCGCAAGGAGGCAGAGAAGGCGGGCAAGACGCUGCGCGACGCUAUUGUCAAGUUUGCGGGCAGUGCGUGAUGAUGAGGCGAAGCCGGCCAGGAGAGGCAACCACAUAGCUGACUGGGGGUUUUCGUUUCUAGGACGCCGCUGAGCAGUCUACGAGUCUUAUAAUGAGCGUGCGGGCCGCAGCCCAUAUGCCGCGUUGCAUGCAUUGAUACCCAAAAU